Molecule: messenger RNA, 4164 nt
Organism: Dreissena polymorpha
Lineage: Eukaryota; Metazoa; Mollusca; Bivalvia; Myida; Dreissenidae
Product: espin-like
Exons: 12
Coding region: 109-2502 (797 amino acids)
Biological process (GO): actin filament bundle assembly
Cellular component (GO): cytoplasm
Molecular function (GO): actin filament binding
Source: RefSeq, a predicted model, not a curated record
AUAGAAUUUGCACCUGAGAUGCGACACACCUGCGCACCAAAAAGUAAACAACACAUUGACAGAUCCUACAUUUGAUAAAAAUGACAUAAAAUCAUUCCUUUAAUCUAAAUGUUUGAAAUGGUCGCUAAAGAAGUUUCUGAAGCAAUUGAAAACGAUGAUCUGGAAGCAGUUAAACAAUUGAGUUCUAAAGUGUUGAACCCCAGCCUUAUUGAUGAACACGGAUGUAAUAGUCUUCAUUUGGCAGCCCGACAUUCUGGACCCGACCUUAUAGCGUUUCUUGUAAACCAAAGGGGAUUCAAAGCAACUGAAAGAUCAAAUAUUGGGGCAACACCUUGCCAUGAUGCUGCGGCCGCAGGGAACUUAGAAGCUCUGAAGUGGUUGGUGCGAAAUACAACUUGUAACGUCAACAACCAGGAUGGCACUGGUGCCACUGCACUCCACUUGGCCUGCAGAUUCCACCAUACCCAAGUCACUGAAUGGUUGCUUGAUGAGGCCAAAGCAGACUCAUCAAAGGUAACAUCCAGCGAUGGGUUGCCUCUGCACUUUGCAGUGGUUGGAGGAGACUACGAUGCCGUGAAACUUCUUCUAGAAGAUGACCCAUCGUCCGCAAACUUGCAGAUAAGUAAUGGUGCCACUGCCAGUUAUCUUGCAGCACAGGAGGGUCACAUUGAGAUAUUACGACUGCUCAUCUCAGAGUAUCGAGGCAACGUUAAAGUCAAGGCAUACGAUGGGAUGUCUGUGGUGCAUGCUGCAGCACAGUCUGGUCAUCUGGACUGCGUCAGAUUUUUGGUAGACGAAGAGAAAUGCAACCCCAAUGACCGAGACUUUGAUGGGGCCACACCCCUGCAUUAUGCUGCAAGCCAGGGUCAUGACCUUGUCAUUGAUUGGCUGAUGAAAGUAGGAGGAGCCAAGGUCACCCUUGACAACCUAGGUGGCAGCCCCCUGCAUAAUGCAGCUGAGUGCAAUCAAAUAGAGUGUGUAAAGGUGCUGAUCAGAAACGGUUGCAGUAUUGAGAUUACCGACAACAAUGGCCUGACAGCCGCAGAACUUGCCAAGAAAUGCUUUCAUGAAAAGUGUGCAAAUAUCAUAGCAACAUAUAAACCUCAAAGUCAGGCAGACGUGAUAUUAAAGGGAACCAAACAGCAGCCUUUAACUCCUGAAGUGGUUGUGAAUGGAAUCCAGUCUAGGUCACCAGCUAGAGCAAGGUCACCAGAGGCAGGGUAUUCUAUAAAUAGAUCAAAGGGAGAAUACUCCAAGGGGGCAAGUAGGCCGAAGUCACCUGACCUUACUUUCAUCAGAAAGCAGACAUUACAUUCAGAUGAUAGUUUUAUACCCAGGCUUGAUCUGGGUCACAGUGGAGUUCACUCAGAUGUGACAGGCCCCAGUAACGAACCUAGACGGAGAUUUAGCUUGAGCAAUAGUGAGUCGGAUGCAUCUCAUAGUUCCUUGUCGCAGCUAGAUGAUGUUAUAGCCUUUGCAGAAAAAACAGUUGCUAAAGAAACCAAAAAGAAUUAUGAGCUAGUAAAAGAAAAGAUGGAUAGAGCAAAUUUUGGUAUUGAAGGGGAAAGUGAACAAUUUAAGCCAAAGGUUCAGAAUUUAAGGACAGUCAAAGUGGAUAGUGUCAGUCAACAGGCAAAGAAAGGUGUGACAUUUAGUGAAGCCACUGAGCACAUAAAUGACACAGAUGACGCUCUGUAUGAUGAUGCAUUUUCCAAACCCCCUGAAACUCAUAUCCUAGGCCAGCAGAAAGUAAAUGUCAAGAAUCAAACCAAAGCGUUUGAAAAUGGAGGUAUUAAAGGUGGUCAGCAUGGCACUGGAACUAACAUGGAGAAGAUAACAGGUCACUUUUCUAGGACAGCAUUGGCGGAAGAUGGGCCUGCAGCAUUAUUAACUCCAGAAAUGAUGCAAGCCCAGUACGGGGCUCUGAGCCCGACCAACACUCGGAUGGCCAUCGACAACAGCGCCAAUUCUGACUUCAUAAGUGAACUGAAAGAGGCCACCAAAGGGGGUGCCCUAAAAAAGAUGUCAAAAAACACGAGACUGGAAGAUAAAUUGUCGCCUACCCCAAUAACAGUAUUCUCUUCAGGGCAGAAAAUAGACAUUGUGAAUGGUGGUGUGUCACAUGAAACGGAGCCAAAGAUGGAGCUUAAAGGAGAAUGGGACCCAAAGAAUUUUAUUGACCAAGUGCCCAACAGAGGUGAUCUGCCAGCAUGGAAGGUGCAGCUGGCUGCCAAACAGAUUGCCGAGAAGGCAAUGAAGGAAACACUGGAGAAGAGAAAAGUAGAGGAGAGGGAAGCGAGGUUCAAGGAUAUGCCUGCCUGGAAGAGAGCAAUUGUGGAGAGAAAAGAGGCUGAAGCGAGGUCUGCGGAAGAGAAAAGACAGGCGGAGGAGCAACAGCGAGCGCAGCAUAGCUCAAACAAGCGGGUGCCUCAUGUGCAGGUCAUGCCAAAAUCUGGAGACAAGUCCCUCGCACCCUGGCAGCUGGAGCUGCAGCACAAGUAGUGGGUUGCCAUGGCAACAAACUUCAUCAUUUAUGGUGUGCUACUGGGGUCGAAAAUAUCAGGGCCCUUUUUAAGCAAGGGUCUUGUGUAAAAUUUAAGUUAGUACUGAAUUUUUAGCUCAGACCUAUAGAUGUUUAUGCUUGAUGUUUUACAUAAAUAAAGAACACAAUGAAGAAUUUCAAUAAAAAGAGUUUCUAAAAUAAAGUGAUAAUAGUCAAUUUUAUGUCAUUAUUUGUAUUGUUACUUAAAUUUGUUGUACCAUUCUUCAAAAGAUGCACUCCAGUUGUUGAAAUUGCAGAACUUGUCCUAGGCCCUGAUUUUUGUAUUGUUUCUUAAGUAUUUUCCCAAUUAUGUUAUUUUAUAAAAUUGAUAAAAUGAAAUGAUUUUUUCAGAUGUAAAACCAUCAUCAAUAUAUCAAUAUUUGUUGUUUGACCGCUAUAAAUAACUGCAAAGACUAAAGCAUAAUCAAUGGAUACUUCAUAACAAUUACUAUACUGAGCUUUAUUAAUCUUUUAACAACAGACUUAAGAAAUUAUUUUGCUAUAUUUGCUGGACCAGAGCAUUUAUCUGAAAAAAUAAUGUUUUGAAAAUUAGACGAUUGCAUUUUUAGCUCAUCUUUUUUUGAAAAAAAAUUAUGAGCUAUUGUCAUCACCUUGGCGUCAGCGUGUUGGCGUUGGUGUCCGCGUCCGGUUAAGUUUUGCGUACAGGUCCACUUUUCACAUAAAAUAUCAAUGCAAUUCAUUCAAACUUGGUACACUUACUAACUAUCAUGAGGGGACUAGGCAGGCAAAGUUAGAUAACUCUGGCUUGCAUUUUACAGAAUUAUGUGCCCUUUUUAUACUUAGAAAAUUGAAAAUUUUGGUUAAGUUUUGUGUUUAGGUCCAUUUUAUUCAUUAAGUAUCAAAGCUAUUGCAUUCAUACUUGCAGCACUUACUAACUAUCAUAAGGGAAUUGUGAAGGCAAAGUUAUGUAACUCUGACUGGCAUUUUGACAGAAUUAUGGGCCCUUUAUACUUGAAAAUUUGGUUAAGUUUUGUGUUUAGGUCCACUUUUUUUAUAAAGUAUCAAAGCUUUUGCUUUCAUACUUGCAACACUUACUAACUAUCGUAAGGGGACUGUGCAGGCAAAGUUAUGUAACUCUGGUUGGCAUUUUGACGGAAUUAUGGGCCCUUUAUACUUUAAAAUUUGGUUAAGUUUUGUGUUUUGGUCCACUUUACCCCUUAAGUAUCAUAGAUAUUGCUUUUAUACUUGGAACACUCGCAAACUAUCAUAAAGGGACAGUUAAGGACAAGUUGCAUAACUCUGGUUGUCAUUUUUACGGAAUUAUGGCCCUUUUUUUUUACUUAGUUACUUUGAAUAUAUGGUUACAUUUUGUGUUUAGAUCCACUUUACUUCUAAAGUAUCAAGGCUAUUGCUUUCAAACUUCAAAUACUUUCAUGCUAUCAUGUGGGUACUUACUGUACCUGGCAAGUUGAAUUUUACCUUGACCUUUAAAUGACCUUGACUCUCAAGGUCAAAUUAUUAAAUUUUGCUAAAAUUGCCAUCACUUCUUUAUUAAUGAUUAGAUUCGAUUGACACUUGGACAAAACAACUCUUACCUGACAUACCACAAUAGACUCAAACCAAACCAUCCCCCACGCCCUGAAUCCCCCCCCCCCCCCCCC